AUGAUGAACCAGCAGGGUCGCUGCUGCCAGCUCCAUCUGGAGGAUCAAACGCCGCUUUACAAGAGGGCGAGAGCGCAGAGGCAUAGAACCGGACAAUGGUGGGGAUGGAAUCGAUGUUGGAAAUUGAAAGGCAUCAGUUCGUCGCCACCGCCUAGCCACAGCAAUCCGCGGGGGAAUUAUCCCGAGGAACCCUGCUUAGCGGCACUUCUGGAUACUUCUCCACGAGCCAGCCGUUUGCAACUCGUAUCCUGGUACGGCGACAUCGCAUUGACGCGACGUGCUGCUGGAGCAUUAACCAGGAGCUAUUUUGAUAUCGUUAUGCUCACGGAUAAGGGCGUGGCUGUCCACGGAUCUCGCGAAUGCUUUGAAUUGCGUAAUGGUCGCCCAGUUCACUAUAAUAAUGGCCGGGGCUAUAUGCCGGAUUAA
Messenger RNA from Aspergillus tanneri, 426 nucleotides. RefSeq lists its product as uncharacterized. NCBI's taxonomy places the organism in Eukaryota, Fungi, Ascomycota, Eurotiomycetes, Eurotiales, Aspergillaceae. The transcript has 2 exons. The coding region runs from base 1 to 426 and encodes 141 amino acids. The record is from RefSeq and is a predicted model, not a curated record.